Guyanagaster necrorhizus is the source of this 3290-nucleotide messenger RNA. RefSeq names its product kinesin-domain-containing protein. The transcript is spliced from 3 exons. Lineage: Eukaryota; Fungi; Basidiomycota; Agaricomycetes; Agaricales; Physalacriaceae. The record is from RefSeq and is a predicted model, not a curated record. Bases 81 to 3185 code for a protein of 1034 amino acids. Gene Ontology annotation, biological process: microtubule-based movement. Gene Ontology annotation, molecular function: ATP binding; microtubule binding; microtubule motor activity.
CACCCGUGACCCAGGUUACUAUUAACCACCGUACCUCAUCCCCUCAACGACCGUCCUCACAUUGCCUUGCCUUGCUCACAAUGGUCGCCGCGGGCUCCAUUAUUGUUGCAGUACGCGUACGGCCACCCACCUCAUGGGAGGCUGGGCGCCUUCCAGAGCCCUGCUACGACACUACCAUUCGGGGUGAUGGCACGCUCUCUACACCUAAAUCUGUCGCAAAUACUUCAAGUCUACGCGAGGUCGUUCAAAUCGUCGACGACCGCAUACUCACUUUCGAUCCCGAUGAGAAGGACAGGGCGAAAGCAUUCGUUGAACGAGGAUUCACGCCACCCGGCACGAAACGAUACAAAGACAGACGAUUCAUGUUUGACAAAGUGUUUGACCAUGAGGCGCGUCAACAGCACGUCUACGAGGCAACUGCCCAGCCAUUGUUGAAAGGCUUGCUUGAUGGAUACAAUGCUACGGUGUUCGCGUACGGGGCUACUGGCUGUGGCAAGACGCACACCAUAAGCGGCACUGAAUCAGAUCCCGGCAUCAUCUACCUUACCAUGGCAGACCUCUUCCAACGCAUUGAAGAUCGACGAGAGGAGUCAAUUGUCGAUGUCUCAGUCACCUUCCUCGAAAUCUACAACGAGGAGAUCCGUGACUUGCUCGCGGCUCCGGGUGCACAUAUGCCACGAGGCGGGCUGUCUAUUCGGGAAGAUAAAACAGUCAAAGUUGUAGGGUUAACGGAGCUAAAACCGACCUCAGCAGAGGAAGUGAAGGAAAUCGUUCUAUCGGGGAAUUCGCGUCGAACUCAGAGUCCUACGCACGCCAACGAGACGUCCUCACGAUCGCAUGCCGUCCUUCAGAUUCAUAUCACUCAAUCUCCACGUACCGCCUCAUUGUCAGAGCAGCGGACGGUUGGUACCCUCUCCAUCAUCGAUCUCGCCGGGAGCGAGCGCGCAGCGGCCACGACUAACAUGGGUCAGCGUAUGGUAGAGGGAGCGAAUAUCAACAAAUCCCUAUUGGCGCUUGGUAACUGCAUCAAUGCGCUUUGCGAGAGUGGUGGUGGCGUACGCCAUGUACCGUAUCGCAACAGUAAACUCACGCGUCUUCUCAAGUUCUCUCUUGGCGGCAAUUGCAAAACUGUCAUGAUUGUCUGCGUCGCUCCCACUUCGAAUCAUUUUGAUGACACGCAUAACACUCUUGUCUACGCCGAAAGGGCUACCAAAAUCAAAACCAAGGUUGUUACUCGAAAUGUUGUCAAUGUCGAUAGGCAUGUCGGUCAAUAUGUUGAAGCUAUUAACCGGCUUAACAUCGAAAUCGCGGAGCUCAAAGCCAAAGUUGCUGGCAAGAAUAUGCUCGAAAAUGAUAUCGUUCGUCGGAAAAAAUCAGAAGCAGCGGCUGAAGUGGAGAGAGCAAAAGAGGAUAUGAAAGUCAAAUCCGAGCAGACGAAGGAUUCAAUUGUUGAAGGAGCUGCCUGUUCCGGGAAGAUAUCCGUAGCUAACAUCAAGCUCGGCGCAAUUCGUGCACGAUUGUCGGAAAUCGAUACCAGCCACUCCUUGUCAGCCGAUCUUCAAGCCGAGCGCGCACUGUUACAAAUUCUGGCUAGUCCGGAGGAACAAGCUAUCAAACCGGGCUCUGCGUUAUCCAUCAUGGUGCAACGAUCAUCGAACUCUAGGGCCAUGUUCGACGCUACCAUGCGUGCCGUGUCCGAGAGAAAGUCGGAGAAGCUUGACGACGUCAGCAUCGAGAACGUUAAACUUGACGCCAUCCGGAGGAAGGCGGAGAUGGAAAUGAUGAAAGCCCAGGAAGAGAAGGGUGCAAUGCAGAAUGCGGUUGAGGAUAUGGCACGAAUGAUGGUCGCACUGAUUGGAAUGCUGAGCCGUAGCACGGUCGCCAUCGGUGGCGCUGCCAAAGCUUUGGAUGAUGCCUCUCAAGAUGAAUUGCCCGGCACUUCUUCCCAGAUUGCCAAUUUGCUGGCCAGCGUCAGGGAGAAAAACGAUGAUAAUUUUACAAAGCUCAUUGGUCAAUCAACGCGUGGCUAUAAUAUGGAUUCGGGCAGCAAUAGUGUCUUGGACACUUACAAAUCUUACGAGGUGUCUUUCACGCGCAGGGUCAGCUCGGAUCCCGGAAAGCAAAACUAUUCCCGUUCCUCUUCCUAUGGCGCAAAUACUUCUAUAUCUGCGUACAGUUCCCUCUCUGCAUCACCUCGGCGAAGUCAUAGGUCACCGAGAAAGUCUUUGCGAUCGAGCUUGGUAUCGCAACCAUAUAGGCGUGUCUCGGACAAAGAAAAGAAGAUCGUUAAAGCAGGAAAGAGUGUGCAAUGGCGAGAUGAAGUAGGUCGAGGAGACUUGGAUGAUGGUGGCGCUCGCUUGAACUCAGUCUCGGUCACGGUCAUUCCCCCGAGCCCCCAUCCUGUUGUGGACGUUAGCGUUGCUUCCGGUUCCGGUGUACAAGCAUCCCCUUCAGUCAGACCUGCGUCACGUUGCGGUUCGGAAAGCGAAUGGGAAGAUGAUGAGAAAACAGAUGAUAGUGUCCAUCUUUCCAUGUCACUUCCUGCUUCAACUCGUGACAUCGCACCAUCGAAUCACUCAUACGGUUCUAUUGUCGGGAAGCGACCCCGCGCUAGUCGGCUGGAUCCCGGCUUCCUGAAGUCAAGAUCAAGAGGCCCCGCACUAGGAAGUCUAGCGGAGGGCGACGAGAGCGAAGCUGAACCUGAACGACGACUCUCACAACCUCUAGCUCCCAGGAGUCUGAAUUCAGAAGAAAAUAUUUUGGCCGAGCGCAGGAGCUGGUCGGCUUCAAGGGAAAACCAGAAAGGGAGGGCAACGUCUGGACGGCGUAUAUCGUCAGCUUCCCGUUCUGUGGCAUCCACACCAGGGAAGAGUCGACGACGUUCAAACAUCGGUCCGCUACGUGGCGAGAAGGCACGAAGGCGAUCAAGUAUGAUUCCUCAACUUUCGCCACCGAACGGCCAUAGGAUAAGCCAUGGGGAGUCCAGUAAGCCGAGGAGGAUCCUGCUGGCCAGUCCUUCGAAGCGAGCAAAGAGACUUUCUCUGACCUCCCGAGGCAUGCCGGCGCUCAAACUGAGAUCAGCAACAGGCUCUAGGUCCUCAUUUUCGUCGAAUUUAUCAGUCAUGGAUGGCAACACGAGUGCAGAUAUCAGUAUGAAUAGAUCUUUCCGACCUUCAUGGCGGUGAUGGCUUCUAGCUUCACCCAUGACCUAGUAUGUUUAACGUUAUCUCAUGUCUUCUCUAUCCCCCACUGUAAUCCCACCAUGUUUUGUCAAUGAUUUCUCUCUCUGU